Messenger RNA from Aegilops tauschii subsp. strangulata, 2756 nucleotides. RefSeq lists its product as uncharacterized. Lineage: Eukaryota; Viridiplantae; Streptophyta; Magnoliopsida; Poales; Poaceae. The record is from RefSeq and is a predicted model, not a curated record.
ACCUGCAAAUAGUUGUAGUCAUCAAGCCACCUAAUAAUCAUAUUAGCUGGUUAAAGAAACUUGUUUUUCUUUCUUUGGUUUUUUCAUCUGAUAACAAAUCCAGCCAGUAGAUUUUCUUGAGAGUGCAGAUAUGAUGAAAGCGAGAGAAAGAAAGAGAAAAUCCAACCGGAUCACCUGCUACCAUCGUGCAUGAUAUAUAGUUUAGGGCUCCCGGGAAGCUCGGCUUCCUUUCUUUCUUGUUCCUCCGAGUCAAAUAAAGAUCGCUUUGUUCCGGCGAGAGAACGUGAUCUGUGCCUGCUCCGCCCUCACCCUUGUACUACUAUCUGUUGGUUACCAUGGCACUAAUGCUUAAUCUAGCUAGCCCACUCAGUCCGCAAUAAUACUCCUCAACAGAAAAUAGCUAGCCACUAGGAGAAGAAGCAGAUAGACAGAGACACACCAACAAAUAUGGAUGUAAACAUGGAAAAUAAAUGGGAGAAAUCAUAAAGUAACCACUGCUUCACCCUUUUUUUUUGCUCUCCUUUCAAAAAGAGAUCUCUUUCAAAAAAACUGUCAACAUUUCCUUAGCAUCGACAAAAGAACUGUUUAUUAGUGGGCUGCCACUUCCUAAACACUGGACGACAUGUAUCGGCGGCUGCCUAGUAGGCAAGAGGUGGCCGCCUACUCAUUCUGGCGUGCCAGUGCCUAGCCAGUUGCCCACACACAUCACCAAGCGCGUAGCACGUAGUACCUUUAAAUAUACACGUCACAAUUCUAGAUUUUACAACUCGUUUCCCUCCUCCCCUCCCCAGACUUUAGACUUGUUCCUUCGGCUCAUCACCUCCAACUCCAAGACCAGGAGAACCUUCGUUCGUUCUCCUCCAGUUCUACUUCCCCAAAUCAAAUCAAAUCAAAUCCCAAUACAUGAGAGCUAGCUCCUUCUAGAAGCGUAGUACGUAUCUUUCCUGCAAGACAAGAAGCAGCACAUGCGACAAGAUUAAGGAACAAGCGAGGCUGAUUAAAGGCGCACGUUCCGGUUCAGAUUAUAAGUGCGGCCGCUGAGCGAAGCCCAAAAGGCUCACCGUAAAGCAAGGAGCAAAGGUGAGGAUCUUUCCGUCGCUUUUGCACUUCUUGUGCUAUCAAUCAGAAUCAGGGUUCCUUGGGAUAAACUUUUUUCCUUGAUCUCCAGUCUUCACUACCAGGUGACCGGCUCUCCGACAAAUUCAUUCGUGCAGAUAGGGUAGCGCCCAUGGGUUGUGGGGCGUCGAAAUGGAAGGAUCCCGGUGUUGUGCGCCGGGGGAGGCCAAGAAGCGUCGGGGAGGUGGUCGUCUUCCUCCCAGGGCUGAGGGUACCAAGAACCGUAGACUUCCCGCAGUCUCUCGGGGAUCACCUCGACACGAGCACGGUGGAGAGGCUGUCGGCUCUACGAGCAACGGUCGUGACAAUGGCAAUGCAGGAAUCGGCCAUGGCCCUGAAGCCGCGGCGAAGGACGACGCGGCACGGAGGAUCUGGCACUGCUAAUCUUCUCCAGGCUUUGGAAGAGUACCUGCCGGUUCUGCUAGGGCUGGUGAAAGAAAGCAGUGAUCUGAGAAACAAAGUGCAGUUUGUUUGGGCUAACCAAGAGGACGAUUCUGAGGAGACAUCCAUGGCCGAUGCUUGGUAUGAGGUGCUGUCUGUGCUGCACCUCAUGGCCAUGGUGUGCUUCCUGCAGGCCAACUCGCUGCUGCUUCCGAGGUCAUACGGCGACGGCCAGGGGCCGAGAGUAUCUGAAGAGAGCAGGCGAGCCACUGUUGAUGUUUUCUUGAAAGCAGCUGGGUACUUGGAUUGUGCAGUUAAUCAAGUACUUCCGCAGAUACCGCCUGAAAAAAGAAGGGCACUCCCAGUAGAUCUAGUUGAAGGAAAUCUAAAAGCUCUUAGCUUGCAAGGACUUGGCCAGGGAGUUGAUAUGCAACUUGGAUUGGCAAUUGAUAAUCCAAAGGCCACUUUAGCAGUCAAACGGCGUUUAGCUUGCGAGAUGGUCAAAUAUUGGCAGCAGAUUAAGGAUAGCAUACCAGAGCUUCCUUUGUCGGAUGGAUGGGCGAAAAAGCACACACUAUUUGUAAAGUGGAAGUAUGCUGAAGCAAAGGCUGCUGCAUACUACUUCCAUGGGUUGAUUCUUGAUGAGGGAAACACCGAGAAAUCACAAGAGAUGGCAAUAUCAUCCCUACAAGCGUCAGAGGAGUUUCUGAAAGAGAGCAAAAGAGCCUCUAAGGCCUUCCAUUCAACUCCUCCGACAUCAAGGAUCUCAACUCCUUUCGGAACAACCAAACAUCUCUUGGACAUGAUCCCAAAAGAGACAUUAAGCAAGCUCCAGAAUAACCAGGACCUUAACACCCAAGAAAGACCAUCAAAUACCGGAGUCAGCCAGAUCAUCACACCGCCGCCUCCAUUGCCAGAUUUCCCUUUGGCCCUAAAUCCUGAGGAAUAUGAGCUCCCCCAAUUAGACCCACUGUUGAAGAAGGAAGCUAACCACUAAUGAAGUUUCGUUACCAAGCUCAGGCAAGAAAGAAGGCCUUCUUCUAAAAGGGAUAACUCCUCCGCAGCUGAAAAAGAGCAUAAAUUCUGCAACACUUUAGAGGGCAACAGUGAGAAACGAAGUCUAUUACGCCGAAUGUUAGAAAGAAAAACAAUUUUAUUAAUGUCGACCAGUUAAAAUGAAUUACCAAGCUAGUCCAAGGAUCUGAAGAGCAUUGUACAGACAGAUAUUUUCGUUUGAAUUACACAAAUGCUUUUGUUGA